AUGCCUUCGUCAACAUCAAAGACCGACCAGGGAGCAGAGGGUACCGAGGCUCUCCCACCGUUAGAGGAAACCUUCAUGGUCGGCUCACCGGGCUCCGAACUCGAAUUCAUCGACACUCUCCUCGCAGGACCAAUCAACCCACAACUCCCAAUGUGCAAUAUGCAAGUAUUCCCAAUCCACGACGAACCCAACGCCAAAGACCUCUUCCCGUACCUCGGUGCCUGCAUCUCCCUGGGCAAAGGCUGCAUUGUAACCCGCGAAUUCCUCCAAUUCGCGUACCAAAACAACACCCACAAUCUAAACAUCGAACCCAUCGACCCCUUGAACCCAGAUGUGCACAUCAACAUCAUGAUCCACGACUCCUGGGGCAAACAACAUACCAUUGAAAUCGCGGCAAAAUCCAAGAUUCCUUUCCUACUGAAAUCCCGUCGUUCCAACGACAAACAGCCAUUUUUAUUCCGUCUCAAUCUCCCGUGUCUAGUCACGGCAGAGAACUGCUCUAUUCUUCCGGGACCGACUUCUGCGAAAGACGGGGUUGUUAUGUGGAUCGGAUGUGGUGACUUUCCGCCGACGGGCAUGCCGGGGAAUGGGAUUACGCAGGUUUCUAGUACGGAUUGGUUGGUCCAGUGUGAUCAUAGGAGGGAAGAGAAUGGCGACGUGGUACCGCAUCUUGGUCCGUACUAUAGGAUUAGGGGGUGUCCGGAUGAAGUGCUCAGCGAGAAUGCGUCGAUUCAUGCGAGGGGAGGGAUAUGGGGAUUUGAGGGGGAUGAGGACACUGAUGAUGAAUACAGUGAUGGCGAUGAGGAUGAGGACAGUGAUGAUAGUGAUGAUUCAACGGAGACGAUUAGGCCAGGUCAUUAUUCUGGUAGGUAA
Molecule: messenger RNA, 873 nt
Organism: Exophiala mesophila
Lineage: Eukaryota; Fungi; Ascomycota; Eurotiomycetes; Chaetothyriales; Herpotrichiellaceae
Exons: 1
Coding region: 1-873 (290 amino acids)
Source: RefSeq, a predicted model, not a curated record